Molecule: messenger RNA, 1297 nt
Organism: Selaginella moellendorffii
Lineage: Eukaryota; Viridiplantae; Streptophyta; Lycopodiopsida; Selaginellales; Selaginellaceae
Product: ubiquinol oxidase 1c, mitochondrial
Exons: 5
Coding region: 1-1185 (394 amino acids)
Biological process (GO): alternative respiration
Cellular component (GO): mitochondrion
Molecular function (GO): alternative oxidase activity
Source: RefSeq, a predicted model, not a curated record
AUGAGAGGGGGCAGAUUUCUCAACUCUCUGCGGCAGCUAGCCAGGCAGCCAGUGAGCAACACGCCUUUGAUCCGCAACGCAUUCGAGCUGGGGCACUGCGUUUCCAAGCCGAUCAAGCAGGGGUGUAUGUCGCCGCCGUCCAAGGAGAAGCAGUACUUUUUGAUCGGGCUCUCGUCGUCGAUGAAGCAGCAGCACGCCGCUGCAAUGAAGAACUUGCUGACUUCCACACACAUCAAGAACAGCAGCUCUGCCGCUGCUAUGGUGCAAGAACCUCUGGAAGAUAAAAUGGAAGCUCCUCCUCCGGUGGAGGACAAUGUGGUUCCUCCUGCACUGGAAACAUCUUCUCCGGCAGAGCAAGUUUGUGAUGCUGGGAUUUCUCCCGGUUACUGGGGCGUGCGUUUCGGCAAGCCGAACGAUGUUGGGUCGAACAUUUGGAAUUCCUUCCGGUAUCGACGUAAACAAGCACAGGAACCCAGAGAAUUUCUCCGACCAGUUUGCGAGGCUGGCCGUGAUGGCUCUAAGAUUUCCCACCGACUUGCUCUUUCGGGUGAUGCUGCACAACCAUUUCUAAAGUUUCAUAUAAGUUUGACAUCUAAAGCACAACGUUACAUAUGUCGAGCCGCAAUGCUAGAAACCAUCUCUGGUGUUCCCGGAAUGGUUGGCGGGAUGGUUUUGCAUUGUAAGUCUCUGAGGCGAGUAGAGCACAGUGGAGGGUGGAUCAAGGCUCUUAUGGAAGAAGCAGAAAACGAACGAAUGCACCUGAUGACGUUCAUGGAGCUGUCCAAACCAUCGUGGCAGGAACGGGCCCUGGUUUUUACUGCUCAAGGGAUGUUUAUGAACGCGUACUUCCUGCUUUACGUCGUUUCUCCUCGGUUUGCUCAUCGGAUGGCGGGGUACAUCAGAGAGGAGACAAUCCAGUCGUAUACACAACUCAUCAAUGACAUAGACGACGGAAAGGUCCCAAACGCUCCUGCGCCGGACCUUGCUAUCGACUACUGGAGGUUGCCAAUGGAUGCGACACUACGGGACGUUGUCAUGGUCAUUCGGGCAGAUGAAAUACACCAUCGCGAAAUAAAUCACUUCGCUGCUGAUGUUUAUAUGCAAGGGCAUACUCUCAAAGAGGCUCCUGCAGAUAUGGUCACCAUGACAACUAGCUUUGCGAGGAGUCACGCGUCGACUACGUAGAGAUCAUUCAGCCGCUCAACAAUGAUUCGCUCAUGUUAUUUUGUGUUUCCAGAAAUAUAGAUGACCUUCCACAGACAAACAUCCUUUUAAAAAUUGAUGUUUGUUCCGCUUU